Messenger RNA from Exserohilum turcica Et28A, 3348 nucleotides. RefSeq lists its product as uncharacterized. The transcript has 2 exons. The coding region runs from base 1 to 3348 and encodes 1115 amino acids. The record is from RefSeq and is a predicted model, not a curated record. NCBI's taxonomy places the organism in Eukaryota, Fungi, Ascomycota, Dothideomycetes, Pleosporales, Pleosporaceae.
AUGGAGGCACAGCUCCAGCCCGCUCGCGCUGGCCCCGCCAAUGCGCCCGCCGCCCCCCCAGCACCAGCGAACCACACGGCCAACCAGACAAUAAGGUCGCGGCGGCGCAACUCCCUACCGCUGUCCAUCAAGACGUCGGCCGACACGCGCACGCCACAUCACGACCGCCCGUCCAACUGCAUCCGCAACACGGCCACGUCGCCCCAGAUCAUCUCGUCGCUCAUCGACCAGCUGUCGGCCAUCUCCAUCCCCGCAAACAACCACUUCGAGAACCUGCUCGUCGGCUACGACACGGCGCCCACCCUCUCGGCCACGCCCAGCGUGCGCACCCACUCGACCCGCAACUCCAUCUCGGCAGCCCAUGAUGGCGCCUCGUCCGACCACGCCCACUACUACGACGCACUGAGGUCCCAGCACGACCUGCAUCCCGACGACGCCUGCGAGCCGCCCGUCAUCCGCACCUCCAAGCCCCCGUCCGGCCUGUCGCCCCUGACGGCCCCCAAGAAGGCCACCAAAGCCCACUCGAUCGGCAGCUACAUUGGCCGCAGCGCCAGCUCGUGCUCGCUGCACUCGAACCACUCGACCCAUUCGGCCAGCAGCUUCGGCAACAUCAGCAUCGAGGCGGCGCCCACGCACCGCAUCUCGACGAGCAGCAACCGCUCGUCGGUCGAGAGCAAGCGCAGCUUCAAGGGGCACAAGAGUCUCAUGUACAUGAGCUCGCGCGAGCGACUGCGUCAAAAAGAGACUGAGCGCAAGCGUGUAAGCGCCCACAACCUCGACGACUCCCCGUCUGCCGACUCUCCCAGAAAAAGCACAAACCACCUCUUCCCCUACGAAGACACCAUCAAGGAAGAACCCUCCUCGGCCAAGGAAGAGUCGCUGCGUGACGAGGGGGAUCCCGAAUCGAGUCGCUUUGUCCCCCGCUACUCGACGUCGCGGCGGAUUCGCCUGAAUCUGGUGGAUGGUGGCCCGUACUGCGAGAGUCCAUUGGAUCAAGGCCUCAUUCCCCAACGUCGCUCCUCCCUGAGACACACAUCGAGUCCCACGCGCAGGAGCAAGAAGCACCGCGCCGAAGAAAAGAGUCGCCACAGGUCUCGCAACUCGGACCCGUCUGCUGCAUACGCCCCCAAAAUGGCGUCGGACGAGAAAAGGCUGGAUCCCGAGGCGCAGAAACAGAAGAAGAUCCUCGACGAGCUCGAGGAAGAGGAGAAUGAAGUCGCCCAGAGGAUCCGGCAGCUCCGCGAGCGCAAAAUGCAGAGAGAUAGAUUGGCCGGAGACCUACCGGCACAGCGCGAUGCAGGGGCUACUCCACCCAGGGUGCCUUGCGUUUCGUCCAUUCCCAGCCCUGAAAGCUCCCCCACUACCACUGUGUCAAGUAUGUCGGAGGACGGAAGGAGGAUAAGCGACCCCACAAAAGCGCAUAAAAUAUUGGGUAUUUCCCAUGAGCUAGCAGGGAGGUUGGCCGACAGGUCGAGUGAACGGGAACCUGCGGACAGGCCUAACCUGCCAAUACCCCAUCGAGUACGACAAUCUGGGCAGCCCCGACCCCGAAGCCUGACACUAAACGACAGCCAUGAUUACAGUCAGCUGCCCAUCGAGUACACACUUGCCAUCGACAGCCUCGGUUCACAGUUGCCAGCCUUGGCUCUUGAUUUGCGGCUAUCCAAGCCGCCUGCUCCCAGUAUUAUUUCAAAGUCCACAAAGUCCACCAUGACCAGCAACGAAUCCUCCCCUAUGAGGCGUUCCAACUCCAUGGCCACCGGAGGGAGGUCUGCCGUCGGCAGGCGCGCAGCAACCAACGCCAUCCUCAUAAACAAACCCUCAGGCCACAAACACUCGUCCAGUGUCACGGACGAUUCGAGUUACAGGCUGGCACUGCCUUCGCGGGCGGGCAGCGAAGAACCCAUCACCCGCCACCGCUCCAUGCUUAUAUCGCCCCCCUCAGAUUCCCACAGUACACAGCUUCAGCGCAAGCGCACGGGCGCCAGGAAAAGGUGGUCCCACCCUGAUUUGCCGGCAAAGGCGGAAAAGGAGCACAACGACCGAGUGGAGCGAAGAGAGGAGCUUGCAAGAGCAGCCGCUGUGCAAAGCCCCCCUCAUCCCAUCAUCGAAGAGCGACCGGCGAGCCGCGACUCCAUCGACCUCGACGUGAACCAGUACUUGAACUCGGAUCGCUUAUCACAAAAGAUACGGCAUCCCCAAACGGGCAGGAUCAUAUCAUUUUCAGAAGUUGGCGAUCCCCAGGGCUUUGCCGUCUUCGUCUGUGUUGGCAUGGGUCUCACGCGGUUCGUCAUGGCCUUUUACGACCAGCUUGCCGCUACACUCAAGCUGCGCCUGAUCACACCUGACCGUCCUGGUAUUGGAGCAAGCCAAGUUGAUCCGAAUGGGACGCCGCUCAGCUGGCCUGAUGAUGUGCUCAUCAUCUGCCAGGCCUUGAAGAUCAACAAGUUCUCCCUGCUAGCUCACUCUGCAGGAGCCGUCUACGCUCUCGCAACAUCACUACGCAUGCCACAACACAUACGCGGCAGAGUGCAUUUGCUCGCCCCUUGGAUACCCCCUUCCCAAAUGGCACCCAUCGGCAUCAGUCAAGAUAGCCCACCCACACAGCAGCUCCCAAGGUCACAGCGCUUCCUUCGUGCCCUACCCCCGUCGCUUCUCAAGGUCGCAAACUCGACCUUCCUGAGUGCCACUAGCGCCAGUCUCCAGCGUACCGGGCCCAAGAGCUCGCCUAAAGGGAGACGGAAAAGCAUGGCCCCUUCGCCAGCGCCAACCCAGUCAUCCGCACGGCCUGCCAUGAAGGAUCCCCGGCACUCAAUGAUGGUAAUGGACCAAGUGUUGCCCAAUGCUAGCACAUUGACUUUGGGUCAUGCCACGGACCCAAACCCCGAGGAUGCACAACGUAUGCAGGAAAUGCUUACUCUAGCCGAACGUGAACGGCAGCGCGCCUUUGACGAGCGUCUCACUUUUGCCAUCUGGGACCGCGCAACGGCAAACGCGAACCCUGCCACUGAUCUCAUCGUCUGUCUCGAGACGAAGCAGAGCAUUGGCUUCCGAUACGAAGACAUCAAUCGCCCCGUGGUCAUCCACCAUGGAUCCAAAGACUCGCGCGUACCCGUCGACAAUGUACGAUGGCUUGGCAAGCUAAUGCGGAAAUGUGAAGUCCGCAUCUUGGAGGGUGAGCAGCACGGCCUCAUGGCCAGUGCGCAGGUCAUGGGCAAUGUGCUUACAGAGAUGGCGGGCGACUGGGAAGACUGGACCAACAUGACCAGAGGCACGAGUGAACAACGUGCCGUCUCGCGGAGACGGACAACAGAGAAGCUGAAGCCUCAGGUUAGCUUCACAAACUAA